Molecule: messenger RNA, 1430 nt
Organism: Liolophura sinensis
Lineage: Eukaryota; Metazoa; Mollusca; Polyplacophora; Chitonida; Chitonidae
Exons: 5
Coding region: 676-1314 (212 amino acids)
Cellular component (GO): extracellular region
Molecular function (GO): chitin binding
Source: RefSeq, a predicted model, not a curated record
UUAAUCUAUAAAAGAUUAUAUUACAUAAUAUUAUGCAACUGCCGAAAUGUUUAAACUUUAACCUUAAUCUAUAUUAAUACAGAAAUAUAUAAGAAACAUCUAUCAAAAAAAAUUAACUUUUUCUUCCACAAAGAUUAAUGUUAGAUGAUUUUUUUCCGAACAGUUUACCUCAUCAGCCGUGAACGUUUGUGAAAGUUUAAAGAAAAAGUGUGUAGUGAUGUAUAGGUCGGUUUUAAUUAUAUUUAUCGUAAGCACAGUUUUUAUGUGCGCGACAACGACCUUUACUGCGUGCAUGGAUCACGUGACGAACUGGUUUUCUAAAAUUGCAGUGAUAUUAAUUAUUAGUUAUACGUUGUGAUUUACCAGUAACGGUCCUUUCUUCUGAUACUAAGAGAGAAAAAAAACCCAGAUUUUCUUCCGGUACAUUGUUCUCGGCGCACACUUUGUCUAUUUUCAGAAAAGAUUUAUCAUUUUUGGAGAGUUUUUUAUUUGGUCUGCAGACAUUCUUGACAACCAAUCAUCGUUGUUCCUGAUAGAAGGCUUAAUUUUUUUAUCACUGUAUAAAAUGGACGUUAUUGAAGAUAACCUUCUCUGUAGCACCAACUCUGCUGCCCGUGCAUACGAUUCUGUGCAGGAUUUAAAGCAACGAACAUUUUUAAACCAUUCUGAAACAAAAUGUUUGUCUCAAAAUGCCUGUUUUCACUCCUUUUUGUUGUCGUAUUUCUGUCUGACGUUUCAGUUGGGAAGAAUCUUAGGAAACGGCAAGCGACGGCGACAGACAAAGUUUUCCUAGCCCAGUGCGGUAUCCAAACUGGACUAGGAAUCAAGGCCAUCGCUGCUGCAGCGGCGAGAGGCAUUGGUAGAAGUUGCUCCAAGUACGUAUUGAUGUGUCUGACCUUUGACCGCAUGUUCAGCUCCUACAACCUGGAGUGCUCCGUUGGCCUAUGGUGGAGUUUUCAGAGAAACACAUGCGAAUACCCAGACAGUCAUGCCAGACCGGAGUGUGCUGCAGAGGUUUGUCGACCCCCUCCUGGAACCCCUCUGAACGCUCCAUUUUCAGCCCCCGAUCCCCGAUCGUGCUAUAGCCUAUACGAGUGUUCCCGCACUCCCAACGGUUAUCUGGCUCAUUUUGAAAUGUGUGAGGAUUCUCAUUUUUUCAACGUGAGAAUCGGUGAAUGUCAGGAUACACUACCCUCCAUAUGUACACGGCCAAUGGUGGCAGCAGCACCCUGUUUGGCUCGUAAGCCGUGUACUGAACCAGGUCUGGUGUGGAGCAGUGCUUAUUGCCGAUGUGUGCAUCCCUCCCUUGAAUAGAGUGGACAUCACUGGAAUUUUCACUUCAAGAACUCGAUAUGAAGCACGUGUGUCACGUUGUUCAAAGAAAUGCAUUUUGGCGAAUGUAUACAAGUUUGGAAAAUAAAAGCAGUCGU